CGCCCAGACACAAUGGCGUCGUUCGCAUCUGUGGCAGGAGUUCUGCUGUUGGCAUCGCAGCAACUGGUGAAGUGCGACAUGCUUACACAGAGCGACAUGGACCAGAUAGCGCACGAAAUGCGACACAUUUGCCUCGCAAAGCACAACAUAACGGAAGAAAUGGCCAACUUUCCUAGUCGGGGUAUUUUUCCAGACGACACAGAGUUCAAGUGUUACAUCGGUUGUCUUAUGGAUCUUACAAAUACGUCCAAAAAUGGGAAGUUUAGCUACGAAGCCGCCAUUCGGCAAAUAAACGUGCUUCCGUCCGAGUACAAGGAACCGUUUCGGCAUGGAGUCGAAAUCUGUCGCAACGCAGCCAACGGAAUUGACGAUAAAUGCGAGAUAGCCUAUGCGCUGCUAAAGUGUUUUUUUGCCGCGAGCCCGACAUUCUAUUUCCCGUAAGCGUACGAUGGUGUUCUGUUAGAGCCAUUGGGACAGUUU
Messenger RNA from Anopheles bellator, 480 nucleotides. RefSeq names its product general odorant-binding protein 72-like. The record is from RefSeq and is a predicted model, not a curated record. Gene Ontology annotation, cellular component: extracellular region. Gene Ontology annotation, molecular function: odorant binding; dibutyl phthalate binding. The transcript has 4 exons. The coding region runs from base 13 to 441 and encodes 142 amino acids. Gene Ontology annotation, biological process: sensory perception of smell; olfactory behavior. Lineage: Eukaryota; Metazoa; Arthropoda; Insecta; Diptera; Culicidae.